AACCAACACACAACCCGAAUAAUUCAACACUGAUUUGCUAGCGAAGGAGCGAGCGACAGAUGGGAUGCCAAAAACUGAGUCGGUUAUCGUCAUUGGGACUUGUGGAGGGGUUAAGAUCUGAAUAACGGCGAGAUAGCAGGAUCAGACCAGAGUGAGGAGAGCCGGCAACGAACAGCCCGAAAAGCUGUGUGCUUUCUCUCCAUCAACUUCCCCAAGGGCUGCGCAUGCAGCCUCUGUGUGAGUUAGUAGUGGCACUAGUAUUGUUCUGACUUCACUAGCUACAGUGCCCACUCCUAGAGAGAGAACGCACAACAAAAGACAAGAAAGGAAGGAAGCACGGAGUAACUAACGAAGACGGUUGUCGUUGAAAGUAAUUUUCCUGCGAUACCAAUCUUAGAUUCCAAGAUUUCUCUCUUUUUGUUAUUUUGCCUUGAGUCUUUGUAGCCGCGAGGGGACUCGCUGUGUGGUGUUGCGCCGAGCUGAAGCGGGGCUGUCCACAUGGUCCAGCCACUGGUGUGAAAGUUGACUUCUUCAGAAAACAAGAACAGGUGCCACGUGAUGAUGGUGGAAUCAGCCUCUGAGACCAUUCGAACUACGACCUCCAAUCAGAACGGAGUCAGCAACCUCAGCAGCCAAUCGGAUGGCGGGGGAGGGAGAGAAGGCGGGUCCAACGGAGACACCAAUGGGGAGAUCAGCCCAGUGGACCUACUGCACCUCCAGCAGCAACAGGCCCUCCAGGCAGCCAGACAGUUCCUCCUCCAACAGGCCUCUGGACUCAACUCCCCCAGCAGCAACGAGGUUAAACAGAGCCCUGUGCAGGUGCCGGUGUCCAUGGCUAUGUUGACCCCCCAGAUGAUCAGUCCUCAACAGAUGCAGCAGAUCCUGUCCCCUCCUCAGCUACAGGCCCUGCUGCAACAACAACAGGCCCUUAUGCUUCAGCAGCUACAGGAGUACUAUAAGAAGCAGCAGGAGCAGCUGCAUCUUCAGCUUCUGACUCAGCAGCAGCAGCAGGCUGGGAAGCAGGCAGCCAAAGAGCAGCAGAUAGGUAACAAGCAGUUGGCUUUCCAGCAGCAGCUCAUUCAGAUGCAGCAGCUACAACAGCAGCACAUGAUCAACCUGCAGAGACAAGGCCUGGUCUCCCUACAGCCCACUAACCCCAUGCAGAGCCUGCAGCAAGCCAUGUGUCCAGGAGACCUGCAGCAGCUGUGGAAGGAGGUGUCGGGGGUGCAGUCUGCAGAGGAGGCCCUGAAGCAGCAGCAGCAGCAGACUGGAGAGGGUCUGGACCUCAGCACCAACUCUACCUCAUCCUCCUUCCCCAAAGCAAACACACACAGCAGUCUGCACAUCCUGCACAACGGACAGGACAACCACACCCCAAAGAGAGACAGGUACAGAGACAGAGCAAGACUCUUUGAAUGGAUCUCCUCCUUCAGCAAGGCAGACCUCGGAGAUGAACACCUCACGCCUUACUCCAAAGGUGGCCCACUAUCCAGCAGCCACCACGAGGAGCAUGCAUGUUCCCAUCCUCUCUAUGGCCAUGGAGAGUGUAAAUGGCCUGGCUGCGAGGCGCUAUGUGAUGACAUGGGACAGUUCAUCAAGCAUCUGAACAAUGAGCAUGCUCUGGAUGACCGCAGUACAGCCCAGUGCAGGGUGCAGAUGCAGGUGGUCCAACAGCUGGAGAUACAGCUGGCCAAGGAGAGUGAGCGGCUGCAGGCCAUGAUGACCCACCUGCACAUGCGCCCAUCGGAGCCAAAGCCUUUCAACCAACCUCUGAACCUGGCGUCCAGUGGCUCCCUGCUGAAGAGGGAGAGCGAGGCGUACCCCGAGGGUCUACCUCACCCCCCCACCUCCGCCACCGCCCCCAUCACCCCGCUCCGCCAGGGCCCCUCUGUCAUCAGCUCCUCCAGCCUGCACUCACACUCACACCCGCACGGCGUGGGACCCAUACGCAGGCGCAUCGCUGACAAGUUCUGCACCCCCAUCGCCUCAGGUAUACGAGAGGAGCUGGCACAGAACUGUGAGUUCUAUAAGAACGCUGAUGUCAGACCUCCCUUCACCUACGCCUCUCUCAUACGCCACGCCAUUCUGGAGGCUCCAGACAUGCAGCUGACUCUUAAUGAGAUCUAUAACUGGUUUACGCGAAUGUUCGCCUACUUCAGGAGAAACACAGCCACAUGGAAGAAUGCUGUGCGCCACAACCUGAGUCUGCAUAAGUGUUUUGUGAGGGUGGAGAACGUGAAGGGGGCCGUGUGGACGGUGGACGAAGUGGAAUACCAAAAGAGAAGACCGCCAAAGAUGACCGGGAGUCCUACUCUGGUGAAGAAUAUGAUUUCAGGCCUGGGCUUCGGUUCCCUAAACGCCAGCUACCAGGCAGCCCUUGCGGAGAGCAGUUUAACUCUACUGAACAGCCAGGGCCUGGUUAACCCCUCAUCUGCCGCCAGCCUCAACAUGCUGCAUGGGAUGGGUCAUGAUGACGUCAGCUCCACUGUGGAACAGGUCAACAGCAACGGCAGCUGCAGCCCUACACUCAGCCCACAGCAGUAUGGACACCAGGUCCAUGUGAAGGAGGAGCCCACUGAGAUCGAGGAGGACAGCCGCUCCAUGUCGCUCAUGGCAACUGUCACUCAGAACAUGGCAUUUCCUAGCGAUCGCGAUGACCGCGAUUUGGAUGAUGAGCUUCCCACCGAGGAGCUGGAGUAGGAUUGGAUGAGUUGAACCAGUGGACGGGACUUUGAGGUUUAAUCCCGCCCGCUCAUUUGGAGUGAAGCGAAAUGAUGACCACAUAAAAAAGAAGAUAGAGAUUAAAAAAAAGAUAAAGAUCAUAAUUUUUAUAAAGCAAGAAACCAACAACAUUGACAAACAGGGUUAGACCUCCGUUACAUACCGACGCAAAAAUAACACUCUGGAGCAUUGCUUUAUUCCCACACAUUUUCACCCACCUCACCCCCUCCUCCUCACCCCCUCCUCCCUCACCCCCUCCUCCUCACCCCCUCCUCCCUCACCCGAUGAGCAGCGUAUUGUCAGAGAGACAGCUCUCAGUGGUGAUAUUGAGGGAGGGUCCCCUCUCCUCUCUCCUCUCUCCUCUCCCUGUUGAUUCACACAGAUGGUCUACCCACCCUACAGUCCUUUAGUGCUGGUAGUUUGAUUUCCACACCACUUCAAUAUACAUACAGGUGUGUGAGAGAGAGUGUGGAGAUACACACACAUCAGAUCAUGUGUAUAUAUUGUUUGGAACAGUCACCAGGAGGUGUAUAACUCUCCUCCUCUUCUCCGGUCAUGUUAGUUGCUUUUUCUUUUCUUAUUUUGCCUGAAAAAACUGCUGGGCUUUGAGAUGGAAGGAAGGACAGUGGUUUUCUCAAAGAUUACCCCACCUGCUCACACAUCAGAAACCAAGUGUACAAACCAGUCAGUGAUCCAUAGGUGGGACGGAGACUGGAUUGCAGGAUUCUGCCCUAUGCCCACUCUCUAGCCAUUCUCUGCCCUAUGCCCACUCUCUAGCCAUUCUCUGCCCUAUGCCCACUCUCUAGCCAUUCUCUGCCCUAUGCCCACUCUCUAGCCAUUCUCUGCCCUAUGCCCACUUUCUAGCCAUUCUCUGCCCUAUGCCCACUCUCUAGCCAUUCUCUGCCCUAUGCCCACUCUCUAGCCAUUCUCUGCCCUAUGCCCACUCUCUAGCCAUUCUCUGCCCUAUGCCCACUCUCUAGCCAUUCUCUGCCCUAUGCCCACUCUCUAGCCAUUCUCUGCCCAAGCCAGACAAGACUCUCUUUACUCAUUAUGACAAACAAAAAAAGAAGACAUUGUUUCCCCCCAAAAAAAUACCCUUUGGUGCUUUACACCUCCUUCAUGAGUGAUAGAGUGAUGGGCACAGGUCAUCCUGAGAGAGAAAGAAGAAGAGAGGGAGGAAGGAGAGAUCAUCCACACAGAGAUAUCUGACUAAAAUAGUUUAUGAUUAUGGAAUACAAAACAUUUUAUAUCCAAAAAGUGGUAGCUUUUUCACUUCCUUCUUUCUUUGAUGUUAUCAUUAAUUUUUAGGAUUCAUAUUUCCAUGGUGAUAUAAUUCUGUUUCAAAGUGUAUUUUGUAAAAAUGCUUUGUUUCUUUAGUUUUUAGUUUUUAUUAACUCGUUCUUGUUCAAACCAUUCCAAACUAGUAUUGGUGGCAAAGAAAGUGCAGUAUUGUCCCAAAAUUCCCCAUACCCCAGCCCACCAUGAAUACCUUUCUGUGUGUCUGGGUUUGCCAGUUUAGAUGGCAGGAGAUUGAGAAUAGCACUUAGGAUCGAAGGCCUCAGCUCCUGAGAACACUCACCAAUAAUCCCAACAUUAUCAUCCAUUUGUAUUAUUCCUUUUUAACUAACUUUCAAUCCUUAUUAUUUUAUCUUCUCGUAGUUAGUUGAGAAACAUCAGCUGUGAUACAAAGCAAUGCUUGAAAAAAUAUAUUAUGGCAGUCAGAGAAUACCUCAUCCCACAAAUUUCCGCCCGGAAGUGUGUGCAAAAUGUUAAAGAAGUAAGGGGGAAUUCUUUGUGUGGGACACCAAAACGUGGCAACUCUGCUCAGUUUCAUUUCAAAGUUCUAUUGUUACUAUAGUUACUGUAUAGAAGCUGUCUGCAAUUCACUGUGUGAGUUGAACUCAUAGGAAUAGCACGUGAGAUUUAAAAUCUUUUGUUUUCAGUGAGCGUAAAAGCAUUACCUUCGCUGCAGUGCCAUACCAAAUUUAAACACAUUAUUUUUAUGUAUUUUCUGCUUUUUCUCCCAUUUUAUUUUUGUUACAGGUAACCAAAGAAAUGUGUAGAAAACCAAAAACCCUGUAGUUUAUUUCCCCUUUUGAGUUUUUCCUCUAAAGAACUGGCCAUAAGACAAUAAACAUCUGACAUUUAAAUUAUUAUUGUAUUAUCGUAACUCUUACGUUGAAUUUGUUCAUGACAGUACUGACCAUUCCAAAAACCAAAGUAUAAAAUGCUAAAUAGAAUUUGGUGAUGUUAAAAUCUUUUUACAUGUGUUUAACUGGUGCAAAUGACGACUAACAUUAGGCAUGCUAUGGUUGAAGACCAAAAACAGUAUUAACAAACAACCCUUUUGCAGUUCCUUAGAUAAAUAAAGAAAGCACUUAGGAUUUAAAUCUCUAUCUCUCCAUGCUCAGGCUACCUGUGUUUCAAACACAACCCUAUGACAGGCUCUGCUGUAGGCAAGCCUAAGAUGGGAUUCAGGGUUAAAGAUGACAAAUAAUUAUCUUACCCUCAUUAGGCACUUGAGUACAACAUUUAUAUCCCUUUAUGUGACACUAGAAGCCAGCAAAAAAACAAGUGGGCUGUUGUCAGUUGUCCAUUAACUGGGAUACAGUUAAAAACAAAAAAAUACAUUGUUAUUGCACUGUAAUAAUGCAUGUUUUGAUUAAUUUCCUCAACCAAAACAAUAUUUUCAUUGUGAAACUCUAUACAUUCAAACAUCCCUUUGUGCUAUGCAGGAGAAUGUCAUAUUUUGACCCGGCUCCCGGUUUGAUUGAAAAGGACCAAAAGUCCCAUUGUCUCGCAGUGAACAGUUUACUUAAUGUACUUUCUUUACUCCUCACCUACAGUAUACUCUAGCAGACACAACAGUUUAACAAAUACCAAAAAGGACAGGUGUUAUAAUAAAUAGGAACAAAAUGAUAAUGUUUCGCUCUUAUAUUGUCUUCAUGCUCUCACAUUGCUAUAGAAACACGUUGAUAUCCCCAGUCUGUGAGUAGUUGUGAUAGAGACUGUUUGAAGCUGGCUGUCAUUCCAAACAUCACAUCAGUAGACAAACAGAGGGUUUUUCAGAACAGACAUACCAUUAUGACCAUUUGUGAUAUUUACAGCAAAGAGAGAACAACUGACAAAUUACAAAAUCAUACCAAUGUGAAAGGAACACACCAAGGGACAUGUCAACUUAUGUAUUUUUUCUAAAACAAAAUUUGGGAACAGUUUUGUCAAAUCAACUCUUGCACCAUUUUCUUUGUUUUUUAAUAAAGGAGUCUUUGUAUUGACUUCCUGUGUAAAACAGCACUGUUUCCUGUAUAAGUAGAGUUAUGAUGCUUCACGUCAUCAGACUGAUUUAUAACAAACAAAGUGGGAGAGGGACACCGAGAGUAAAAACCAAAAAUAACACUACCUCCUUUUCAAAAUGGUUCACAAUAAAAGCCAAUGGGAGACUGGAGACCAGAAAUAUUUUUUUUUUUUUUUAAUUCUUCCUCAAUAAUAAUAGUGAAAUAUACCAAAACACAGCUUACUGUUAAUACACAUUAAGUGGGGCUGGAAAAGCUUGUCUGGUUAUCUGAAUUCCAAAUUCAUGAGCGUGAGCGCAAAAACAAAGAGACGUUACAACAACAUUACACCCCGUUAAAGAUGACUACCUCUCCUAAAACCACAGAGAACCGGUGCGUUCUCCUAAGAGUGAAGAGUGAAGUGGUCACCAUGUUUAAAAGGUCUACUCUCAGCUGUGUAUUAUUGGCUCUCUCUGUACUGUCCAUUAUCAUAAAACACCGUGAACAGCCUCUUAACUGGGUGCUCUAAUUGUAUGCACGCAUAUUUAUGAGCCGGCUUUGCCGGCAGCCAAUGAUAGUCCGGUCGUUAGCUGCGACUCAAUGGGGCAGGAAGCUGGUUGUCAGGAGUGAUGAUGGGCAGAAUGUAUGAGUGCCCUGCACCCGCCAUUGGGCCCACACACAGUAGUGCCCGCCACACGCCAGUGGCCCGCACUACACAUGAAUGGAGAGAACAGCUUUAAGAUGGCAGCGAUAAAGGAAACACACCCACACACACUCACAGGCUGUAGUCAGUGUUCAGUCGAAAGGGCCCUUAGUAUCAGUCAAUAAGCCUCAGAGCUGGGAAUUAAAGCCCUGUGACAUGGAGCUGGCCCUUCACGGUGAAUAGUGGCCCCUGUCACUAGGAGCCGGGCCCCUGUUGGCCCCUUGGUUCAGACAGCUGAGGAGAGGCUCUGAGUAACUAAAGAUACUAUCCAAAGACAAACACAGAGCUUGCUGGGAGACGGACAAUAAUAACAGCUUACAAAGGAAUGAAUGAUUACUACUAUUAUUAUUGUUAUGAUCCAAACUCUCACAAAAGAGGCACUGCUGCAUUCAGUAAAUAAAUGAUGUUUGAAUUCUCAUCCUUUAAGGUACACCUGUAAGCCAAGCUGUUUUAUCAAGAUGUAGAUUGACAUUCGUUGAUGAUGUUGACAGAUCGCCAUAGACACUUCUGUUCCUUCUCCGGUUUGGCUGUUAUGGUGUAUUAUUGUAUAUUAACGCUUGGCUUAGCUCUCGAGGGCAUUCUUUACCAUUAUUUCUUUUUGAUUUUCUCUUUUGUUAAUUUAGUUUUUGUAAAGCUUCCAGCUUGGAUUCCUAUACUGUAUUGCUAAUGCUGAAGUGUAUGUAUUUAUCAUAUUAAGUGCUGCAGGUAUCUUUGUUGAAUAGUUAUUCCUUUCUUUUUUUGUUUUCUUCAUAAAACGUCUGGGACGAUGAUUUUUUAAGUGUAUUAUCUCUAAAAAAUAAAAUAAUUACAGUUAGAUAAGUGGUUUAGGUAACAGCUGUUUGUAUAUUUAUCUUAGCUAGGUCUAUUUUGAUACAUUUUGUCUCUGUACUGCAUUUUUAAGGAAAGAAAAAGAAAAACAAGAGUAAAACAAAAAGUUGACUUCAUUAUGUAUUGAUGAUACCUCAGAAGGUCUUUUCUCUAAGACAGGACCAAAACCUCAGAAAAAAAUUGAGAAAGAGGAAAAUAAUUGAAGAAAAUAUGUAGCCCCUCUCUUGCUUUUAAAGAUGGAGCAAUGUAAAGGUGAUGUUGUGGGUCCUUUAUGUGUCCUCUGACCCCUGACCCCUGACCACAGUCAUUCCUCUGAUGACCUUUAACUUACAGCGGUCAAUCACUCAAUAGGACAACUGGGCGUGGCCCUCAAUCAAACACCUGAUGGCAUUUGUCCAAUUAGAAUCAUAACCAAAGGUGUUGUGAGUGGCCAUGGCUUACAAGCUAACAGACCACCACAACUAUAACCAAACCAACCCUAGGCACUAAUCUAUCACAAGCUACUUCCCAUACCUCAAACCAUUCUUCGCUAUCACCAUCGCUAUCAUCUCUUGGACGAGCACUCUUCCUAUUGGAUCAUUAGUGACUCCAGGGACCUCAUUGGCCCCGCCCCUGCUCUAUGAUUGGACAGCUCUUAGGUGUCAUGUUGAGGAAAAGGGAACUUAAAGGACAGUUGCCCAUGUUAUUAUGAACUUCACAGCCCCCCCAAAAAAUGGAACUACCACUUCAGCUGUCCUCUGGUUGUAUCUUAGGAAUGUGUGUACAUUUUCAGCAGUGACUCUCUGUAACUUUACUUCGUUUCAGUUUCUGUUUACCUCUCUUUUAUCUUUUUAUUUUGUUCUGUUUGUUAAUUUUUUGAAAGUGUGACCCAGGGGAAUGGGUAAAGUUGGAGCAGGCGGUGGUUUUUAAGAUGGUCUAAAAGAGGUUUAAAAAAAGGUGACUUUGCCACCGAGACCUUUGCCCUUUCCCCCUUCCCUGGGUGGCCAUGUAAUGCCAGUCACUGCCCUUUUCCUCAUGCUGUAUAAAACACACAUAUAUCUGUGUAUUUGUAACCUGAAUCUUCUUGUGUCUGUCCAUGCAGACAAUAAAAACAACUGUACAGUAGGUCUAGUUGCAUGUAAUCUGUACUAAUUAUUGACAAUGGCAUUAUAAAAUGCAAUAAAAUACUUAUUACACUGUC
Salvelinus fontinalis (brook trout) is the source of this 8704-nucleotide messenger RNA. RefSeq names its product forkhead box protein P4-like. The coding region runs from base 559 to 2700 and encodes 713 amino acids. Lineage: Eukaryota; Metazoa; Chordata; Actinopteri; Salmoniformes; Salmonidae. Gene Ontology annotation, molecular function: RNA polymerase II cis-regulatory region sequence-specific DNA binding; DNA-binding transcription repressor activity, RNA polymerase II-specific. Gene Ontology annotation, biological process: regulation of transcription by RNA polymerase II. The transcript is spliced from 18 exons. Gene Ontology annotation, cellular component: nucleus. The record is from RefSeq and is a predicted model, not a curated record.